This is a messenger RNA of Mercenaria mercenaria, 802 nucleotides long. RefSeq names its product putative ankyrin repeat protein RF_0314. The transcript has a single exon. Gene Ontology annotation, molecular function: protein binding. NCBI's taxonomy places the organism in Eukaryota, Metazoa, Mollusca, Bivalvia, Venerida, Veneridae. The record is from RefSeq and is a predicted model, not a curated record. The coding region runs from base 91 to 654 and encodes 187 amino acids.
GGCAUUGUAUACCUUAAAAGGACAUAUAUCGAUUAAAGAAAUAAGACCUAAUGAUUUAAAUGAUAUUAAAUUAGAAUAAAAACUUACAAAAUGGAAGUGGAAAUAGAUAAAGUGUAUUUUGCGCUUCUACAUUUAGACAAGCAGAAUGUUUUAGAACUACUGGAUGGAGAUAUUGACCCAAAUUAUUAUGUAUCAGACGGAACUGCUACUGGCAUAACGUGCUAUUUAUAUAAAGCUGUCACAAGGAAUGAGGUGGAGAUAGUUGAAAAACUGUUAACGAAAGGGGCUGAUCCAAACUUUGAAGACGAAGAAGGGGAAACGCCAUUAUUUGCAGCUUUAGAAAAUGAUAUGGAUUCAAGUAUACAGAAGGUACUGUAUGCAUAUGGAGCUAACAAAAAUCACAAAAACAAAGCAGGGAACACACCGCUUAUGUACAUAGCUUUGCGUGGUUCGGACCAUGGGUUUAAAUAUACUGAUGAAACAUUGUUUAAUCUAUUAUCAGGAUGUGUGGACUUUUCGGAAAUGAACUCAAGAGAACAAUCUCUGAUACAUUUGUUACCUUAUUUACACACAUGUGAACAAGUAAUAAAAGACGAGGAACAUAUCUGUAGAAAAUAUUUAAGGAUUCUUUUAUCUAAAUGGUGUUUCAGUUAACAUGACAGACGGAUCUUCCCUAACACCUAUACAUUACGCUUGUAAAACAUGUUGCAUGGACGCUGUAGUUAUUCUUUUCGAAAGUGGAGCUGACCUUAAACUGCGAACAAUUUCCGGACAAUCGGUUGUACAUCUAUUGGGAUGUAAU